Messenger RNA from Colossoma macropomum (tambaqui), 2837 nucleotides. RefSeq names its product immunoglobulin superfamily, member 9a (gene igsf9a). Lineage: Eukaryota; Metazoa; Chordata; Actinopteri; Characiformes; Serrasalmidae. The record is from RefSeq and is a predicted model, not a curated record. Bases 424 to 2724 code for a protein of 766 amino acids. Gene Ontology annotation, biological process: cell-cell adhesion. Gene Ontology annotation, molecular function: protein binding. The transcript has 17 exons.
GAGAGAGAGAGAGAGAAGAGAGAGAGAGAGAGAGAGAGAGCGCACCGGCUGCUGAGGAGUCGAGUUGCUGGAAGUGCUGAAAGUUUGUGUUUCCGACGCAGCUGAUGUGCUCGCAGCAGGAGAAACUCGGUUUAAAAGAGCUUAUCUGUAGGAUUUCUACAGGAGAAACUCGGUUUAAAAGAGCUUAUCUGUAGGAUUUCUACAGGAGAAACUCGGUUUAAAGAGUUAAUCUGGGUUUUUUACAUGUGCCGCUGUGUGGAGAAACCUUCUCUGGAGCUCCGUGUGAUGAGGAUAUCAGCUCAGCUCCUGGAGUCAUCAGCACUGCUGGAGUAACAGAUGAUCACUGGGCUUCGUUUCCACACCUCGAGGAUGUUCUGAGUGUCGGUCUCAUGCGCCCGUAUGGAGCUGUGUGAGGCUGUCUGAAUGUCUGCCAUGGCAAUGAAGAGGCUUCCUCUACCUGAACUCAUCAUUACUGCUGUGGUCUUCAUAUUUGGUGUAGCUGAUUGUGUGGGUCCAACGGUGUGGGGGAAGCAAGGUGGUUCAGCUUUACUGAAGUGCAGCCUGGCUCCAGCUGAAGGCUCUUCAGCCCCUCUGCAUGUGGUGGAGUGGGUCCGCCAGGGCUACGACAUACCAGUCCUCAUCAAAUUCGGAUCAUACGCACCACGAGUGCACCCCAACUAUGAAGGUCGAGUGUCUCUCUCAGAUGGAACAGCUCUAAGGGUGAAGGGCCUGGUGCUGGAAGAUGAGGGCUGGUACGAGUGUCGCAUUCUUCUGCUGGACAAACCAUCUGAUGAGACACGGAAUGGGAGCUGGACACUGCUGUCGGUCACAGCUCCGCCUGUGUUCGUUGAAGCCCCGCCUCCAGUCACAGAAGCCUUCCUGGGUAGGCCAUUCACGCUGAAGUGUGUCGCCCGUGGCAACCCUCCACCGUCUAUCAAAUGGCAUAAGGAUGGAGUUCUAAUGAAACAGAAGGCCAAUGUAAAGAUUGUGAAUGGAAGUCUGUCUGUUGGCUCAGUGAGCAGACAGACUGCAGGACGAUAUCAGUGCCAGGCCUCAAACAGUGAGGGAAAUGAUACCCGCACCAUACAGCUCAGGGUCAAAGGUCCUCCUGUUAUCAUAACCCCCCCAAAGGACAUGGUCCUGAACAUGUCCCAGAAUGCUUUGCUGCAGUGUCAGGCAGAGGCAGACCCUCCGAACAUGACGUAUGUGUGGAUGAGAGAGGAAGAAAACGUGUACCAUAUCGAAUCUCUAAAGUCUCGUGUGAAGGUGAUGGUGGACGGCACUCUUCUUAUAUCCAGUCUAAUCCCUGGGGAUUCUGGGAACUACACCUGCAUGCCCACUAACGGCCUUCCAGCUCCACCCUCUGCAUCAGCCAUCCUUACCGUGCAACACCCUGCGCUGGUGACUCAAAUGCCUGAUCAGACCUUCCUCCCGACCGGGAUGAGGGGGGUGAUCUCCUGCCCACUGGCCGCUGAACCCCCGCUGCUCAGAGUGGACUGGACUAAAGAUGGGAAAAUGCUGGACCUAGGAUCUUAUCCUGGAUGGACACUGACCUCAAAGGGUUCCAUCGUGAUAGCAACAGCUAAUGACGAUGCUGCUGGUGUUUACACCUGCACACCUUACAACAGCUAUGGAACGAUGGGCCAGUCUAAGCCAACCACAGUCAUCUUACAGGAUCCUCCGUCUCUGCGGCUCUCUCCCCGUGAGGAGUACCGGCAGGAGGUGGGCAGGACCCUCCUUAUUCCCUGCCAGGCUGAUGGAGACCCCCCACCUAAAGUCACCUGGACCAAAAUCGGUUCCUCCACUCGUUCUCUGUACUCUGUAGCAGUGAAUGGCUCUCUGCUGCUGCAGCCUCUCAGUAAAGAGCACUAUGGUCAGUGGGAGUGCAGCGUGGCAAACCGUGUGGCCACCGCCACAGCCAGAACCACAGUCUUAGUGCUGGGCACCAGUCCACAUGCUGUUUCCUCAGUGUCUGUAGAAGUCAGAGUGAAUCAGGCCAACAUCUCCUGGGAGCCUGGAUUUGAUGGAGGUUUUACACAGACAUUUUCCAUCUGGCUGAAGUGUGCGUGCUCAGAAGGGGAUCAGCAGGAGUGGCAGUCAGUCCCGGGUCCAUCCUCUGGCACCAGCCUGCUCGUCAGUGGUCUCCUUCCAUCCACAGAGUACCAGUUCAGUGUUCUGGCUCAAAACAAGCUAGGCAGUGGCCCGUUCAGUGAAAUCACCACCGCCAGAACUCUGAAUGCACUUCCUAUGGUGUCCGGGCUGGAGCCGCCGACACUGCUGUCCUUCAAUCAAAGCUCUGAGGGCGUUUAUCUGUGGUGGGCAGCACCGUCAGCUCAGCAGCCGCCAAUCGACAACUUCAUCCUCCAGUCACGUCUCGAAGAGGGGGAGUGGCUAAACUUAGAUGAGGACAUCAGUGUCAAUCAGAGUGAAAUGCUCGUUCUGGGUUUACAGAAGAACUCUAACUAUGAGCUAAGACUUCUGUCUCGCCGUGCGGAGCAGCUGAGCUUGCCCAGUCGGUCCAUCAACGUGUCCACUGUGGGCUUGGGUCCGACUAGUUCUCGCCUCCUGGAGUUCGUUCCCCAACCGCUCCUGGCUGGAUUAAUGGGCGGAAUGGGAUUCCUGUGCCUCGCACUCCUGUUGGCUUUAGCCACGGUAUGUGUGAUUGGCCACAGGAGACGCCAGCGACGCAGAAAGAGGAUGGAGGGUAAAGAGACCGCGCUUUGAUACAUUCUCAGAAAUAGAAACAUCUUAGGGACUGAGCUGUGGUCUACCCAGCUCAAUGAAAGGCACUUAGAACUGCAGAAAAUGAAAAAUAAUCAUCUCCCCAAUUAGCAUCA